Paramuricea clavata is the source of this 906-nucleotide messenger RNA. The record is from the annotation of a GenBank genome assembly. Lineage: Eukaryota; Metazoa; Cnidaria; Anthozoa; Malacalcyonacea; Plexauridae.
AUGGGAAGACUGUUAUUCCAAGGAAUCAGAAGACUGUUAUUCCAAGGAAUCGGAAGACUGUUCCAAGGAAUCGGAAGACUGUUCCAAGGAAUCGAAGACUGUUCCAAGGAAUCGGAAGACUGUUUCAAGGAAUCGAAGACUGUUUCAAGGAAUCGGAAGACUGUUCCAAGGAAUCCGAAGACUGUUCCUAGGAAUCGGAAGACUGUUCCAAGGAAUGGGAAGACUGUUAUUCCAAGGAAUCAGAAGACUGUUAUUCCAAGGAAUCGGAAGACUGUUCCAAGGAAUCGGAAGACUGUUCCAAGGAAUCGAAGACUGUUCCAAGGAAUCGGAAGACUGUUUCAAGGAAUCGAAGACUGUUUCAAGGAAUCGGAAGACUGUUCCAAGGAAUCCGAAGACUGUUCCUAGGAAUCGGAAGACUGUUCCAAGGAAUGGGAAGACUGUUAUUCCAAGGAAUCAGAAGACUGUUAUUCCAAGGAAUCGGAAGACUGUUCCAAGGAAUCGGAAGACUGUUCCAAGGAAUCGAAGACUGUUCCAAGGAAUCGGAAGACUGUUUCAAGGAAUCGAAGACUGUUUCAAGGAAUCGGAAGACUGUUCCAAGGAAUCCGAAGACUGUUCCUAGGAAUCGGAAGACUGUUCCAAGGAAUGGGAAGACUGUUAUUCCAAGGAAUCAGAAGACUGUUAUUCCAAGGAAUCGGAAGACUGUUCCAAGGAAUCGGAAGACUGUUCCAAGGAAUCGAAGACUGUUCCAAGGAAUCGGAAGACUGUUUCAAGGAAUCGAAGACUGUUUCAAGGAAUCGGAAGACUGUUCCAAGGAAUCAAAUACUGUUUCAAGGAAUCGGAAGACUGUUCCAAGGAAUCGGAAGACUGUUCCUAGGAAUCGGAAGACUGUUCCUGGAUGUCAAUUGA